Messenger RNA from Hirsutella rhossiliensis, 756 nucleotides. RefSeq names its product enoyl-(Acyl carrier protein) reductase domain-containing protein. The coding region runs from base 1 to 756 and encodes 251 amino acids. The record is from RefSeq and is a predicted model, not a curated record. Lineage: Eukaryota; Fungi; Ascomycota; Sordariomycetes; Hypocreales; Ophiocordycipitaceae. The transcript is spliced from 2 exons.
AUGACUCACGGACGUCUCCAAGGCAAGGUGUCCAUUGUGACGGGCGCUGCCUCGGGCUUCGGCAAGGGCAUCGCGGCCAAGUUUGUGCAUGAAGGAUCCAAGGUCGUCAUCGCGGAUAUGGCCGACGAGGCUGGCCAAGCCGCUGCUCAAGAGUUGGGCUGCAAGUUUGUCACGGCAGACGUCUCCAGCAAGUCGGACUGGGAGCGGCUGCUAUCGGAUACCCUGCGCGAAUUCGGGCAGCUCGAUAUCGUCGUCAACAACGCCGGCGUCACAUAUCCCAAUAAGGCAACCGAGGACGUGACCGAGGACGAGUUUGAUCUGGUCUUCAAGGUCAAUGUCAAGUCCAUGUUCAUGUCGACGGCCGUUCUCUUGCCCUAUUUCCUCAAAGACAACCGCCCAGGCUGCUUCAUCCAAGUGGCCUCGACUGGAGGCGUCCGGCCACGACCACGGCUGACGUGGUACAAUGCCACCAAGGGCGCCCUCAUCACCGCAACCAAGGGCAUGGCCGUCGAAUACGGGCCCAAGAAAAUUCGCUUCAACGCCGUCUCGCCAGUCGUGGGAAACACGGGAAUGACGCACUUGUUCCUUGGCAAGCCUGGGACCGCCGAGAACUUGGCGCCGUUUGUCGAGACUGUGCCUCUAGGCCGGCCCUCAGAGCCCGCAGACGUUGCCAAUGCCUGCUGUUAUCUUGCCAGUGACGAGGCCUCCUUGGUCACCGGCGUCAAUCUCGAGGUGGACGGUGGACGCUGUGUUUGA